CCGGCGAGACUUCUCCUCCUCCUUCCCGCCGUCGUGGAGGGAACGGGAGCGGCGGCGCUGCCCACCGGCCACCGGAAGGGUUCGGAAGCGGCGGGGUGUUUGGUUGGUCGGCUGCGGCGAUGUUGUCCAGGAUCUCGCAGCUCGGGGCGCGGAUUAUGCGCGAGGGUAGAGCUGCAGCAAAAUUGCCGAGCAGUACAACAAGCUACUAUCGAGGUCAACCCAGCCAAGUUUUACCCCCAGCGAAGAGCAUCCUCUUCUCAACAGCGACAACUAGUAGCGAUCAUGAUCAGGGCAGUCAGUACAAGGAGAAAAUCUCUGUAACAUUUGUGAACAAGGAUGGCACAGAGCAGACAAUCAGUGUCCCUGUUGGAAUGUCCAUGUUAGAAGCUGCUCAUGAAAAUGACAUCGAACUUGAAGGAGCAUGUGAAGGCUCCCUCGCGUGUUCGACUUGUCAUGUCAUAGUUAUGGAUGUAAAUUAUUAUAAUAAGCUACAAGAUCCAACAGAUGAAGAAAAUGAUAUGCUUGACCUUGCUUUUGGGCUUACAGAAACGUCUCGUCUUGGCUGCCAAGUAAUAGCGAAGCCAGAACUUGAUGGCAUCCGACUGGCAUUGCCAGCAGCUACACGGAACUUUGCGGUAGAUGGCUUUGUACCGAAACCACACUAAAUGACUGACAUCUGAGAGCACAGGUUCUUAUAGCACCAUCAAUUUUGUAGCCUCAUGACUUGUAACUUAAAACAAUAGCCCCUGUGUUUUGAGGCUUUUGUGUUUCAUGGAGGGUUUGUUCAUUGUUGAGCUCCUCGGUUAGUUACAGGAAUCAUAUUAUUUCAUCUGUACCGCACUGCCACCAGGUGAAUAAAAUGCAGGAUGCAUUUUGGAUA
Oryza brachyantha (malo sina) is the source of this 880-nucleotide messenger RNA. Its product is annotated as 2Fe-2S ferredoxin-like. The transcript is spliced from 8 exons. Gene Ontology annotation, molecular function: 2 iron, 2 sulfur cluster binding. Bases 120 to 665 code for a protein of 181 amino acids. Lineage: Eukaryota; Viridiplantae; Streptophyta; Magnoliopsida; Poales; Poaceae. Gene Ontology annotation, cellular component: mitochondrion. Gene Ontology annotation, biological process: P450-containing electron transport chain. The record is from RefSeq and is a predicted model, not a curated record.